CUGCCUUCUUCCCACCCUGGUUCGAUUCUGAGCUAGGCCUCUCAGCUAGGCCGCCCCAUCGGUUUCCUAGGGGGGCCAGGCCACUAUUAUCCUUUUGGCAGAGCUGUGGAUUUGGGGUUACGGAACAGAUGGAGGCAAAGGGGCCAAAGGAGGAUGAAAGGUUUACACUAAUAGAAAUGCCCAGCUAAUUGUUAAGGAGAUUAGAGGCUGGGCCAGGCAGGCACUCUCAGCUUGGAGGUGACCUGCCGCAUGGAAUCAGAGAGCCCAUGGUAACGUUAACCAAAGUGGCGCUAAGAAAAAUAAAUCCCCCACCAACGAGAGGCGGCAGAUCGAGUUGCCGCUCGAGCGUUUUGGCCUUAGCGGUGGGAUAGAAAGGCGUUUGGGGUGGAUCAAGCCUUAGAAGAAGGGAGACAACGCAAGAGACCGUCAAACAAGAGACACAGAUACAGUGCAGAGCGCUACAAGCGCAGAGAGCAGGCCAGAGCGGAAUAAUAGGUCUCAUCAGAAGGCCAUUGUGUAGCCUGUCAAAGCCCCCCCCCCCUCUUUGUGGCUUCUGUAGAAGCCCCACUAUUGGUUACAGGAGGCCGGCAGCUCAUUGAAAUCUUUGUAAUCCUAGCUGCGCUAAUUAAGCAAGGCUGCGGGUGCUUAAGCAUGUACAUUUUUUCCUGAGUAUUCUCUCCUCUCUAUCCCCACCCCACCCCCUCGCCACGCUGGAGAAGAUGAGGAGGAGGAAGAGGUCAGUGUGAGCCACGCAGGAGGCAGCAGCGCUGCCAGCAGGGGGGAACGAGGCAGCCAAACGAGAUUGGCUUUGCGGCUGAAGAUUAAAUGUAGGAAGAGCUGGUGCACACACACAGAGAGAGAAAGAGACUGGGAACUGGGGCAGGUGCACGUCACUGGGUCUUUGACUGAGGUGUAAGGUUCAUUUGCACUAAUCCAGAUCGUUCGGCUCGCUCGGCUGUGCCUAUGUGAGCGUGCACGUUUCCGUACCCCCGACGAAGGACUGGGAAGACCUUAGGCGCCCACCCCAGUCCUUGGGACUAUAUCUGCUGUCCGGACAGAAGAUGCCAACGAAUGGGAUCCACCAGCUUCUGAAGAUCCAGUUUGGCUUGAUUAACUCUGACAACAGGUACCUGACAGCAGAGAGCUUUGGCUACAAGGUCAACGCCUCGGCGCCCAGCCUGAAAAGGAAGCAGAUAUGGACCCUGGAGCAGGACGGAGACAGCUCCGUGGUCUUCCUGAAGAGCCACCUAGGUAGGUACUUAUCUGCCGACAAGGAUGGCAAGGUCUCGUGUGAAGCCGAGAAGCCGGGAGGUGAUGGGCGUUUUGUCAUUGUCACUCAGUCGGACGGGCGCUGGGCGCUCCAGUCAGAACCCUACAAGCGUUUCUUUGGAGGUUCCGAAGACAUGUUGUCCUGCUUUGCCCAAACCAUCACGGAAACGGAGCUCUGGGCUGUGCACUUGGCUAUCCACCCCCAGGCCAACCUCUUGAGCGUAAGCAGGAGAAGGUAUGCACACCUCAGCGCUCAGGAGGAUGAGAUCUCCACCGACAGCAACAUCCCUUGGGGUGUGGACUCGCUCAUCACCCUCACCUUCCAGAACAAGAAGUACUGCCUGAGAACCUGCGACAACCGCUACCUGCGCAACGACGGCACUCUGGUCAAGGAGCCUGAUCCCCGCGCGGGCUACACCCUGGAAUUCAAGGCGGGCAAGCUGGCCUUCAAGGAUUGCGAUGGGAAAUACCUGGCACCCAUGGGACCUACUGGCACUCUAAAAUCUGGCAGGAGCUCCAAGCCUGGCAAAGAUGAACUCUUUGACCUGGAAGAGAGCCACCCGCAAGUAGUUUUCGUGGCCUCCAAUGGCAGAUAUGUCUCCAUCCGGCAAGGUGUCAACGUCUCGGCCAAUCAGGAUGAAGAGACACACCAUGAAACCUUCCAGAUACAGAUUGAUAAAGAAACCAAGAAGUGCAUCUUCCAUUCCAACACGGGCAACUACUGGACCUUGGUGUCGCAUGGGGGAAUUCAGGCCACGGCCACAGAAGUAUCUGCUAGCACCAUGUUUGAUAUGGAGUGGCGUGGACGCCGGGUAGCCCUCAAAGCUCGCAAUGGCAAAUAUAUCUGCACCAAGAAGAAUGGACAACUGGCAGCUGUCAGUGAUGCAGUGGGGGAGGAUGAGGAAUUUGUUCUCAAGCUGAUCAACCGGCCCAUCCUGGUCCUUCGGGGGUCUCAUGGCUUCGUGUGCUACCACCGCAACUCCAACUUGCUAGACGCCAACCGUUCCGUCUAUGAUGUCUUCCAGAUCAUCUUCAACGACGGCGCUUACCAGAUCAAAGGCCUCGCUGGCAAGUUCUGGUAUGUGGCCACCAACGGCACCGUCUGCAGCGACGGCGAGAUGUCGGAGGAUUUCUACUUUGAGUUCCGCGAGUGCAGCCGGGUGGCCAUCAAAGGGAAGAACGGCAAAUACCUCCGCGGCGACCAAGCCGGGACCCUGCGCGCUGAUGCCGACACCCUGCACCGGGCCACUCUCUGGGAGUACUGACGCCGUGCCGCCUGCCGCGUAGCACCGUAGAUGCUCUAGCUUCCGCCACGGUAGCCGAGCCAGCUCAGAGCGGACACAGAGGUGGGGUGUUUGGCGGGGAGGGGAAAGCUGAGUGUUCCCACCUGGACUCCAGAGGCACGGUAAUAUACCCACAUCUUCCUCCGUGGAAAAGGACCUUGCUGGAAUGGAGGGGUGGGGACCUCUGGCCCUAUUUCCCAUAGUCUUAUCUGUCUAACCUUAGAAGCAGCACCCUAAUGCACAGCUGCCAGGAGAGUGCGGCACUGAUGUACCCAGGUCAGGAUUAAAGCGAUAGAGGCUCCGUUUCAGAACCAG
This is a messenger RNA of Lacerta agilis (Sand lizard), 2867 nucleotides long. It is a transcript of the gene FSCN2, whose product is annotated as fascin actin-bundling protein 2, retinal. Gene Ontology annotation, molecular function: actin filament binding; protein-macromolecule adaptor activity. Gene Ontology annotation, cellular component: actin cytoskeleton; cytoplasm. Lineage: Eukaryota; Metazoa; Chordata; Lepidosauria; Squamata; Lacertidae. The transcript is spliced from 5 exons. The coding region runs from base 1062 to 2534 and encodes 490 amino acids. Gene Ontology annotation, biological process: cell migration; establishment or maintenance of cell polarity; actin filament bundle assembly. The record is from RefSeq and is a predicted model, not a curated record.